AAGAACAAGCUAAAACCUCGAGAAAAUAUCAGAUCAGAUGGUUCCAAAUUUUUUCUUCUAAAACCCACCCUCUUUCUUCCUCUUAAGUCUUAAAUCUGAAUCUCUUUGUUUGUGCCUGGUCGCUCACUGGUUAGUUGAUAAAUAAGAAGCCCUAAAAAAAACUGAAAAGGGAAACUAAUAAUUUGGUCUCCAAAAUGGAGCUUGCCUGUGCUUCUGUGCAGGCUUCUUGUUCUCUGACUGUACCGGCUUCUUCAAUUACCUCGCGACGUCGGUCUCCUUCUCUCUCCUUCUUCAGAUAUUCAAUUUCAAACCCUAUUAUCUCUUCGAAACUCAAUGGCUGUAGCUUACCAGUUAAGUCAGCGAGGCGGCGAAAAUCCUCUCUUGUUGCUGCUGUUGGGGGCACAACUACUGUACCGAGUGAUUGUGAAGGAGAGAAGGUGUCGUUUUCUGGUUCGUCUGAACCAGCGGCUAUUAACGAUGACGAAAAUGAUGGUGUUGAUGAUGGUAAAAUGGCACGAGUAUGCGAUAAAUUAAUUGAUGUUUUCAUGGUCGACAAGCCCGCUCCAAAUGACUGGAGAAAGUUGCUCGCUUUUAGCAAGGAAUGGAACAAUUUACGGCCUCAUUUCUACAAGAGGUCUCAGGAACGAGCGGAUAGCGAGGAUGAUCCUGGGAAGAAGCAUAAUCUACUCAAGUUUGCAAGGAAAUUUAAAGAGAUUGAUGAAGAUAUGCAAAGGCAUAAUGAACUUCUUGGAGUGAUCAAGAAGGCACCAUCGGAGUUAAGUGAAGUUGUUGCCAGACAUCGUAAAGACUUCACGAAAGAAUUUUUUGCGCAUCUUUACACUGUAGCACAAUCAUAUCAUGACAAUCCAAGUGAGCAAAAUGCCCUGGCAAAGCUUGGAAAUGACUGUGUGGCUGCUGUACAAGCUUAUGAUAGUGCAACAGAGAACACAGAAGUAUUGAAUGCUGCAGAAAUAAAGCUCCAAGAUAUCAUCAAUUCUCCUUCCUUAGAUGCUGCUUGCAAGAAGAUAGAUGAUUUGGCUGAAAAAAAUAAACUUGAUUCAGCAUUGGUACUGAUGAUCACAAAAGCAUGGUCAGCCGCUAAAGAGUCCAACAUGACAAAAGAUGAGGUCAAGGAUGUACUUUAUCACCUAUACAAGACAGCAGUAGGUAAUCUUCAGAGGAAUGUGCCCAAGGACAUUAGAAUACUGAAGUAUCUUCUCACAAUUGAGGAUCCUGAGGAGUGUUUGUGUGCCUUAAAUGAUGCAUUUACUCAAGGAGAAGGACUUGAGGGGGAGGAUGUGGACUCUCUAUACACGACCCCAGAAAAGCUAUACAGCUGGAUAAAAGCUAUGGUAGAUGCUUACCAUUUAAGUCAAGAAGGCACACUCAUGAGGGAGGCUAGAGAUCUGAUGAGUCCAAAGACCAUAAAAAAGAUGGAGGAACUGAAGAAGCUAGUGAAAGACCAUUUCAUGUGAUUCUGGACAUGAAAGCGAACCUUGAUUAGCGUUGUCGAUCACUCUUAUCUUGAGGAUAGUAUCUGUAAGACUAACAUAGAUGAUUGUUGAAACACCAGUAGCUCUUAUAGUCCA
Populus nigra (black poplar) is the source of this 1589-nucleotide messenger RNA. RefSeq lists its product as uncharacterized. The record is from RefSeq and is a predicted model, not a curated record. Gene Ontology annotation, cellular component: chloroplast thylakoid membrane; chloroplast envelope. The transcript is spliced from 6 exons. The coding region runs from base 195 to 1475 and encodes 426 amino acids. Lineage: Eukaryota; Viridiplantae; Streptophyta; Magnoliopsida; Malpighiales; Salicaceae.